Messenger RNA from Helianthus annuus (common sunflower), 1031 nucleotides. Its product is annotated as octanoyltransferase LIP2, mitochondrial. Lineage: Eukaryota; Viridiplantae; Streptophyta; Magnoliopsida; Asterales; Asteraceae. Gene Ontology annotation, biological process: protein lipoylation. Gene Ontology annotation, cellular component: mitochondrion. The record is from RefSeq and is a predicted model, not a curated record. Gene Ontology annotation, molecular function: lipoyl(octanoyl) transferase activity. The transcript has 2 exons. Bases 183 to 887 code for a protein of 234 amino acids.
CCUCAAGAAAGUCAUCCUUUCUUUCUUAUCCCUCAUUUCUUUCAGCAAAUUUGGUAAAAGAAAUAAAACCCCCUUUUCAUUGGACCAAACUUAUCGCCUCAUUGGAUGCAAUCGACACAUUAAGCUCACAAGAUUCCAUAAAAUCUUUGUGAUUUCAUUACUUCAGAUUCAUUCUCCAGGGAAUGAGAAUUCCACGUAAACUUGAGGUAUGGAGAUUGGGUACAGUCAAUUACUUAAAAGCCCUUAAACUGCAAGAAAAACUCGCUUCCGAUCGAAAAAUCAACAAAAUUUCCGACACCCUUUUGUCCUUACAACACCCACCUACAUACACACUCGGAAAACGUCGAACCGAUUACAAUCUACUAGUUCCCGAAUCCGAACUUAAAACCAUGGGUGCCGAACUUCACUACACGCAAAGGGGCGGUGACAUCACAUUUCACGGCCCACAUCAAGCCGUUUUAUACCCUAUAAUUUCCUUACGAGAUAUCGGGCUUGGUGCUAGAAAAUACGUUGAAAAUCUCGAGUCAACUAUGAUUGACUUAUCGUCUUUAUACGGAGUCAAAGCUCAUGGUCAAAGGAAAUGUGAGACGGGUGUGUGGGUCGGGGAUAGGAAGAUUGGUGCUAUCGGGGUUCGGAUUUCGUCUGGGAUUACGUCCCACGGUUUGGCGUAUAACAUUGACCCGGAUUUGACUUUUUUUAAACAUAUCGUGCCGUGUGGGAUUGCGGACAAGGAUGUUACGUCGUUGAGGCGAGAGACACGACAGACGGAUAUGGUGCUUCCUGAUGAAGAAGUUGUUCAGGAUCAGUUGGUUACUUGUUUUGCAAGGUUAUUUGGUUACAAUGAUAUCAUUUGGAAGGAUAAAAAUGAUCUUGAAAUUGAUGGUUGACUAUUAAAGUUGACCAAUGUUUGGUUAUUCAUUUGAUGCAUGACAAAAUGACAUGUUUGUACUUUUAAAUGUGUUUUUCUCAUUCUUUUUAUACAAUAUGUAAUUUCUUGAAAAAAAAUGAAAAAUACAUAUUUGCAGGUAUUA